AUGCUCGCUGCGUCCCUGGCGAACGGCGACGUUACCAGAGUGAUUGCUGAGUCACAUAUCGUCGACGAUCUCUUCGAGACAAGGUGUACUUUUGUGACUCUCCGUUAAAAGUUAUUUUAUUGUUACGUAUCUGUUAAAACUCCUCGUCAGCAGAUAAUCGUGUCGUGGAUAAUAACAAAAUGGUUUAAUUGUGUGAAAUAUUUAUCGACGAUUCGUCGAUCUCAAGGUUAAAAAGGAGGUCUAAAAAAAAAGAGAGAAACAUUCUCGAAAACCCGGUAUAGUAGUCGAUGACCUGUCAUCCUACCUGUAUCUCAACGUAUUUUUAUUAUCUUUAACUGUCCUUUACUCGUACCGUUCACUCAUGCGUAUGUGUAUAUGUAUAUGUAUAUAUGUAUAUAUAUAUGUAGGCAUCCUUUUUUUCAUUGCCUAUCGUACCGCAAUAAAAAAAGAUACACAAGGGCAAACUGUCAAGCAUCGAAAAUCCUUGAAUUUUCGUGGACGAGAGUAAAGGCGCGCGUGGGAUGUGCGCGAACCGUGCGAAAGUUUGACGGGAGAGAGUGCAUGUUUUGAGGUUAUUUCUGUAUCGGUCGCCCGUGUAACUGACCUACUACACCCAUCGAAGGCUAACUCAAAACCUUUAUUUUGCUUCUGACAGUCGUCUCGACAAGACGAUCUUCUAACAAUCAUCUUCGAAGAUCAAGUAGCAAGAUCAGUAUUGGAAUUUUUCGCUCGAGUGAACACCAACAUCGUCCACGGUACUACUUAACCUCAAAGUGACACUUAAACAACAAAUUCCGAGAAACGAAAUCGAGUGAUAAGGAUUAAAUAUACGUCGUACGUUUUUACUAACUUUGUCGAUUAUUCUUGACGCAAUAUCGACAUUUUCUUAAGGAUAGUAAGGACGCUUUACGCGCCAUUGAUCCAUGAUCAACAUGCCAAAAUUGUGGCAGGUAUCUGAAAGCAAAAAGAAGCAACUGUGACGACACGUGAACGAAUACAGAACUUUCUAUAGUUUAAGUAUUUCUAGUGAAAGGAUUAGAACUCGGUGUGCAAGAUGUUGUGUCUUAAGAAAUUGUAUCGAGAGGAGCUGUUGCAGCUGGCGCUGUUACUCUCCCUCUUAAGAGUAGAUCCAGAGUCUUACUUUGGCUUGGAUAUCCAAGCUAUGGGUGUAGGCUCUUUGGAUCUUCAUAAUGGAUCUGGAUGGCACACAGACGCUCAUACCAUCGUACAUCGUCCAAUGUUUGUACAUCCUAAAAAUUUGGACUCGAUGCUUUUAAGCUAUGAAAGAGAUCUCUUUGAAGAAUUAAAUUCUCUGGGAAGGUACAAUAGAUUGAAUUCAGGUUCUAACGAUAUCCAUGCAUACUUACUCAAUGUAGAGAAUACUGGUAAAAAUGCUGCUGUUGCUGGAUCCAGUUUACCUGUUUCUAAUGAAACAACAAGAAAUAUGACAUCUCCAGAUUCUCCUAGUUCUUCUCAACAACCUGCAGAACCUGUUGGCGCAGCAGAACUUACUCAAGAGGACAUGGAUCUGAUCGAAGUACUUUGGAAACAGGAUGUGGAUUUAGGUUUUACAUUAGUCGAACCAACGAGUACAACCUGUAAAAAAAAAGUCGCUACUACGUCCGAUAAAGAAACCGAGGAUGAGAUCGAAAAGCUCAAAGCUCUGGAAGCCAUCAAUGCCACCAAUCAAAAGGAGGACACCGAGGAGACUGAGACUGAGGUAAAGCAACAGAAGGAGAACAAUCCUUGGGCAGGACGUGAUUACACCGUGGAUCUCGAAACUGGUGAAUAUAUUCUCAGUUCCUGCAGUCAGAAAGGAAAUAGCGACGGGGAGGACGACGAUCAUCUACUAAGAGAAGAAUCCUUUAACUUGAACCAUCAUCCAUUGGCCGGCUUAUCCGAUGAUUCUUUAGGUCUUAGCGAAACCUUGGGACUUGAAGAUGAUUUCACGUCGGAAUUACUCAGUGAUAGUCUUUUAGGAAGUGCCGUCGUAGAGGAUCUUCUUGGUGACAACGAUCUCGGCCUACCCGACGGAUUCAAUCUCGAGGAGGCGCUUCAACUCGUUGGCCUCGAUGAGGCUCAGCCAGAGGAAACGAAAUCCGAAUUGAAGAAGAAAAAGGAGGGAAAGGAGAUAAAGAAGGAGAAAGAAGAAGAGAAGGACGAGGAGGAGGAGGACGAGGACGAGGAGGAGGAGGAGGAGGAGGAGGAGGAGGAAGGAAAAGAAGAAGAGGAAGAAGACGGAGCGAAGGAAUUUACGAGCGCGAAGGGUGACGUUGCUGUCAACGGCUCGAGUAACGUCGAGGUCGCGAAGUCAUCCAGGUGCGAGGAUCCCGAGAUCGGCGACAUGAUUCACACACCGCAAUUUCAUCAUCCCCAUCAUCCUCACCACCGCUCGUUCCAGGGCCGCAUGCCAUUCGUGCGUGCAAUGAGCAUGGAGCAACGGUGGCAGGAUUUGGCAUCAUUAUUAUCUCUUCCCGGUGCUCCGGAUCAUUUUGCGCAUCCAUCGCAUCCUGGAUACCCAGGACACGGUAUAAGUCAUAGCCAUUACGAAGCACAACGUAAUGUUCUACUUCACAAUGCCACUUUGGCACCACCAGUUGGGGAUCUUAACUCGACGGGUCCUUAUCAUAAUGUAGGUGGCUCGUCGAAUCUUGGAUCAGCCGUUGCUACUUCGAUGAAUUUAACUAACAGUAGCGAACCAAUGGGCGCAGAAAGUGGUGCUGCUUACAAAUCUGAGCCUAGCGAUAUGAUGUAUUAUCAUGCACCAACGUCAGACUCGAUAAAUCAAACCACUGAAGGUUUUCUUUCUUCUCUUCUCAAUGAUGAGGAUUUACAUCUAAUGGAUAUGGCUAUGAAUGACGGCAUGUACACCAUGCGCAUGCUGGACAAUGGUAGCAAUAACGCAUCUGGGCCAACCGGAGCGGCUGCAUUGCCAGGAGUCCAAACAGCCGGUGGUACCACGUCAACAACGACGGCCCUGACGAGUGUGACGAGUUUACCUGCUGUCACAGACGAGAGGAUGGACGCCUCUAGCGACAGUGCCGUCAGUAGCAUGGGCAGUGAGCGUGUGCCAUCCCUCUCGGAUGGGGAGUGGAUGGAAACUGGAUCUAAUUCCAGUCACACGCAAGCUGAUUCACAUUACACCAUGGAUUAUGCUAGUAAAUACCGAAUGCCUUACGACUGCAGUUAUUCCGUUUCCGGAAGAAACGCUGGUUCACCAAGAUGUCAACCGGAAAGGACUGUACCGCCGGUUGCACAGAAAAAACAUCAAAUGUUCGCCAAACGAUAUUUCCAAGAGCAAAGCACCGGAUCACCUUUGGGAGGAACGGCGCAUCCAACCACCCCUAUGAAAUACGAGUAUGACUCGCAUACGGUCGGUGCUGGUGCACCAGGCAACGCUUAUUCAGGCCCGAUAGAAGGUGCAGCCGGUCCACAGUCUGAAAUUAAAUAUAGUUGCAGUGUCGACUUUACCCGUCAUCAAUCUGGGCGAUCAGCCAUCGAGCACGUUCAUCAUAAUCAUACUUAUCAUUUGCCCGCUGAAAGUUCAGGAUCUCUUCAACGUCCCCUUUCUCGUGAUAAGAAAGUACGAAAGAACGAGAGCGAGGAACAUUUGACACGGGAUGAGAAACGUGCGAGAGCGUUAAAUGUGCCGAUCCCAGUGAACGACAUAAUCAAUUUACCUAUGGACGAAUUUAACGAACGUUUAAGCAAAUACGAUCUCAGCGAGGCACAAUUAUCUCUGAUACGUGAUAUUAGGAGGCGAGGAAAGAAUAAAGUGGCAGCACAGAAUUGUCGCAAACGUAAACUCGAUCAAAUCAUCAGUCUUGCCGACGAAGUAAAAGAGAUGCGCGAUCGUAAAAUGAGACUCAUUCGGGAGCAUGAUUUUAUGCUUCUUGAAAGGCAACGCGUUAAAGACAAGUUCAGUCAACUUUAUCGCCACGUUUUCCAGUCUCUUCGAGAUCCCGAUGGUAAUCAAUAUCAUCCAUACGAAUACAGUCUUCAACAAUCUGCCGAUGGCAAUGUCUUGCUUGUACCGAGAAAUCAAACAAAUCCUCAUCAUCCUUCAUCAAUGGAACCGAAGACAAAACCAGAUCCUGAACACAAGGAAUGAAACUGUUAAAGGAUCGUAUUAUAAAAACGAUUGAUUAUUCAGAAAAUAUCGCUAUCGUUGUAAUAGCGAAUAAGUCCAUAAGGACGAUUACAAUGUUAACGAUGAUGUUGACUUUACGAGCUUUGUGUUAAAGCCAGAGAAAUAUAUUUGCGAUACAAUCCUUUUGUCGAAUGGACUUCAUGACUUCGCAUUUGACAUACUUUGCACGCUAUUCGAUUGAACAACGAAUUUGCCAAAAAUCGCGUAUUAAACUUAUCGAAAGAGCUACGUAAUAUUAUAUAUACAUAUACAUAUACAUAUAUAUAUAUAUAUAUGUGUGUAUGUAUAUAUGUACGUUUAUCGUGUACAUAUUUAUCAAAAUAUUGAGAAUUUUGGAUAGGGAAAGAAAAAGAAAUGAUCUACGAUUUAGGUCAUAUAAUGACCAAAAAUGAUGGUAAAAUUGCAGACGUAAUAUAUAUAUAUAUAUAUAUAUAUAUAUAUAUAUAUAUAUAUAUGUUAUUCACAUUGAAUGUAUCUUAUCAGUGAAACUUACGUCAAAUAUUAUAUGUAUAUGUAUUAUGUAUAUUCUUUUUUUUCAAAGAGCGAAGUUUCGAACAUGAAAGUUCUAUAAUCGAAGACCGAUGUUUCUCAUGUAAUGUCUUCAACAGAUUUGGAGAACUUAUAUAAAAACGGUAUAAAAUAAGAAUAUUUGUGUACCUUCUUUUGUUGCAGCGAUUUUACCAGUAUGGUUGUUUACGAAAGACGUUUACGUGUUCACUUCAACUACCUCCAUAACUUUGUAUGCUAAAUUAUCACCCUGGAUUUGCAUAUUGUUAAAACGAAUAAAACCAAGCACGAUGGUAAAGUGUCCUAAGAACAGAAAAAAGUAAAAUGAACUUGCACAACGGACGACAGACUUAAACGAUGAUUACUUUUGGACUUGGUUCUUUUUUUUGUUUUGUAUUGUUCUUUUUUUUUUUUUUUUUUAUUUUUUUCCUUUUUUUAUAUUAUUUUUGGCAAAGUUUAAAAGUGCUCAGCUUUAAUCGUAAAAUUAUAGAUGAGAAUCGCCACGAUCAAAUAAGUGCGCAAUUGAUCUCUUAUUCCAGUACUCUUCUUCCUGCUUUUUAUGCUUAGGAUACAUACAUUAGUUAACUUUACCAAGUGCAAGUACGCACUGUUGUACUUCUUUCACAAUAAGUGAUUAUGCUGUCUUUUAAUUCCUUUGUCCUUAAAAACAAAGGUUUAUUACAUUUCGAUAUGAUUGUAUUUAUCUAUGAAUAUUAUAUAUACAUAUAUAACGAUUUUGUCGAAAUGUGUGAUUAGUUAAUGCAAGCCAUCGAUUAUGACUGCAAUUUAAUAAAAUGCAUAGAAAGGCCAAAAUUUAUGCGUUGUUCGCAUGAUUUAUCAUCAGAUAUGCAUAAAUUCGGAAUGAAAAGUAAUUUUUUUUCUUUCUUUUUUUUUUAUUUUUUUUUUUUUUUAAUCGAUGUAGUAAAUAAAUAUGCGAAUAUAAGCGUGGACUAUGAAACUAAAAUUCUUUUAAGUCAAGGUUAUGCACCAUCUGAGGAUUCAAAGAAAUCAAAAUUCAGAGAUUAUGCUCUGAAAGAUGAUUGAAAUGCAAAGUUAUAUCUGCAUUUAAAUGGGAAUAAAGUAAGCAAAAUAUUGGGUGAUAAAAGGCAAAUGAUCGAAACAUUGCUCAAGUAUUGCAAAGUUAUACAAUUUGAUCUGUAAAAUGUAUUGAUUUUCACACAUAAUAAUGUCGCUUUCAGAAAUGUUUUUAAAUCAUUCAGAUAAUAUGUGUGAUAUAAUCUAAAUACGAUAUAAGAAAUGAUACAAUUUUUGUGAGUACAUCAAGGACGAUAUAUUGUAAUGCUACAAUAUCGAGUAUUCAUUAAAAUACGAACAAACAAUAAAUACAGAUAUUUUUAUAAAAUAAGAGGUGAGAAAUGUUCGAGUAUUUCACAUUUGCCUUUUUAUGUAUAUAUUGAUGUAGUUAGUAUAAUUUUCUAUAAAUACUAUAAAUAUAAAUAAGACAUAUAUAUGUAUUUAUGUAUAUGCUUACUUGUAUAUAUAAAUACAUAUACAAGAAAAGUAAUAACUGAAUAUAUAUUGUAACAUUAAACAACAAAAGAAAAUCCAGUUUAUGUCGAUAAUUAAUAAUAAUAAUUAUAAUAAUAAUAAUCAGUCCUUUAUUAACAUUUACAUGCACGAUUAUAUUCAUACUACUGGGUGUAGGAUGCCUUUUGCUGUACCGUACUUUGCAAGCAGAGAUUUUACCAUUGAAAUUCUUAUGUAAACUAUAUACACAAAUGCUCUGCUUUGCUAUUGUAUAAAUAAACCAGAUUUGUACGGAAUUGCAUAAAUACAUUCAAGAUCUCCAUUUGUCAUUAAAUUUCUAUAUUGUAUAAAUAAAUUGAAUAAAUCACUGGGGAAAGUA
Messenger RNA from Vespa crabro (European hornet), 6524 nucleotides. RefSeq names its product segmentation protein cap'n'collar (gene cnc). NCBI's taxonomy places the organism in Eukaryota, Metazoa, Arthropoda, Insecta, Hymenoptera, Vespidae. The transcript is spliced from 13 exons. Gene Ontology annotation, molecular function: DNA-binding transcription factor activity, RNA polymerase II-specific; RNA polymerase II cis-regulatory region sequence-specific DNA binding. Bases 1055 to 4111 code for a protein of 1018 amino acids. Gene Ontology annotation, cellular component: nucleus. The record is from RefSeq and is a predicted model, not a curated record. Gene Ontology annotation, biological process: regulation of transcription by RNA polymerase II.